Ambispora gerdemannii is the source of this 1293-nucleotide messenger RNA. The record is from the annotation of a GenBank genome assembly. Lineage: Eukaryota; Fungi; Glomeromycota; Glomeromycetes; Archaeosporales; Ambisporaceae.
AACCAUUACAAAAAUCCAGAUAUUAAGAGUUUCUGGAUUGAUAUUGAAAAACAACAGCUGGAAAAAAAGGAUGCUUUGCAAACGACACAGGUGAUGAUGAAGGACUUGGCUGAUGAAACAGUCUUGGAAAAUCGAGAAAUGAGUACUACAAAGAGGACGCAUCAAGAAGAAUCGAGCACUGUAAGAUCUACAAAAAAGGCUCGAGAGGAUAAGUCAGAAGAGGAGAUCGAAAACGGUAAAUAUCCUUCACGUGUCGUCACCCCUCCUCCUAUUACGCAGGCUCAGCCACGAACUCCUGAACACCAAAUCUUUCUGUCAGAACAAAAACAAGCAGGUUGUGAAUCGGGAGAGAGUGAUUCAGAAGUGAUUGAAGUAGAUGAAGAAAAAGAAAUCAAGAAUCUUACAAAGGACGAGAUGGACAUCCAUUUGUCCGAUGUAGAGAUACGCAGAAAAAUCGAAAAAUCCUUGAAUGAAGAUCAGCUUGCAUGGUUUAACAAGAUUCUUAUAAAACAAACUUCGAGUCAAACUGACGAGUUCGAAAAAUAUUUGAAUCAGUUUAAUGAAAAUGUAUGUAAUAGAGUCCAAAUCCGACUCUGGUUCGCAAAUCUUUCGUUUCGGGAAGAUUUGAUUCCUAUUGUUAUGAAGACUACGACAUCGCUCACCAAUGCCACACGAUUAGAAGCUCAUAUUAGCUACGAAUCCAAAAGUUUCAAUCUAGAACGAACAUUCGCAAUAGACACUGUAAUAUAUAUUUUAAAUCGUUUAUUUAAGUUGCAUCAAGAUGUUUUAGACAGUGGGAUUGAAUUGACUACUCCUCACACAAAACAUCACAAAUUUGAUGGAUUAUUUAAAGUGAUAAGAACAAAACCAAAGAAUCAAGUUAUAAUUGUCGUUGAAUUUUCAAGUGGCAGAAAAGCGUCAUCCACUAAAGAACGUAAUGACCAUGUUAAAUUAUGUCGAAAUGCGAUGAGAAUUUUAAAUGCCGUACUACAAACCAUUCCCAGGGAAAAGGCGCGAAUUUACUUGAUACAAUUUGUUAACAGCUAUCUUAAGAUUGAACAUUUGAUCCGUCCCUUACCAUCAGUGUAUCUUCUUGACCGUUUUAUAUGCACCAAAGUACCCGAGACCUUUGGCGACUUCGAAAAGUUUGCCAAGGAUAUGGUGGAACUAAUGAAUUGGCAGGCGGAUGUCUUAUUCACGGUCAAGGAAAUCAAUAAAAUUCCUCACACGGCUGGAAACAAUAAUGUCUGCACAACUCCAUUGGAAGAUACACCAAAAAAAGAUAAAAAGUAA